This is a messenger RNA of Papaver somniferum (opium poppy), 951 nucleotides long. RefSeq lists its product as uncharacterized. The record is from RefSeq and is a predicted model, not a curated record. The transcript is spliced from 3 exons. The coding region runs from base 1 to 951 and encodes 316 amino acids. Lineage: Eukaryota; Viridiplantae; Streptophyta; Magnoliopsida; Ranunculales; Papaveraceae.
AUGGAACUGGGAGAUUUUGGUGAUGUGCAAGUCAAAUUGAAACAAGCUGAGGAAAAGUUACAUGAAGCUAAUGUGUUAUCUAAUGAAGACCCCUCUGAUAUUAAUCUUCUAAACAAUUAUAUCACCGCCAGAGGAGUUAGAGAUAUUGCAGCUCAAAACUUUCAUACUUUCUUAAGUCAGAAAGCAAGAAUUAACUGGAUUAAAUAUGGUGAUGCAAAUACAGCUGUUUUUCGUACUUCUAUCAAAUUGAGGCAAACAAAAAAUGAAGUUGCUGAAUUAGCUGAUGAUGCAGGUGGUAUUAAUUCAGAUCAAGAACAAAUAGCAUACUUGCUUAUAAAAUACUUCAAAACUAAAUUUGGAUACCAAUCAGUUCAUAUUACUGACUCUAUUAUUGAUGCAGUUCCUGAGUUAGUAUCUAGUGAUGAUAAUUGUUUAUUGGAAAAAGUACCUACAAAGGAAGAUAUUAAGGAUGUUUUCUUCAAUCUAAAUCCAGAUGGUUCACCUGGACCUGAUGGUUUUUCUGGUGCCUUUUACAGAGCUACUUGGGACAUUAUCUGUGAAGAGCUGGUAGCUGCCAUUCAAUUUUGUUGGUUCAAUCAAGUAAUUACAGCUGGACUCAACUCAAAUUUUCUCAUUCUUCUACCCAAAAUAAAAGGUGCUAAGAAAAUUCUGUCAAUGGAUUCAAAUACUUCUACAAACUACAAAAAUUUCCAUUUACUAAAUGGUGGUCCAAUUGGUUAUUUUGGAGUGGGUAGAGGAGUUAAACAGGGUGAUCCCCUUUCUCCCAUUUUAUAUGUUCUAGCAGCUGAUGCACUGAGCAGGAAGAUUAUUCAAUAUAUUCAAGCAGGAAAAAUUGCACCAAUGAGGCAAAAAAUCUAUUCAAAAUCUCAAAAUACUACUUAUGGAGUAUUAAUCAGCUUCUGGACAAGUGGUCAAUGCAACAAAGAGUAA